Molecule: messenger RNA, 1124 nt
Organism: Medioppia subpectinata
Lineage: Eukaryota; Metazoa; Arthropoda; Arachnida; Sarcoptiformes; Oppiidae
Source: the annotation of a GenBank genome assembly
AUGACGAUAUCGCUGUUCGGCGAACUCCAGUCCACACAAUACCCGUCCUAUAACUCAAAGGUGUCCUACUAUUGGGUUUAUAAGCCGUACCAAAACAUGAAGACCGACGUCAGUGUGGAGUGGGGUCCGGAGCUGAAGGACAAGAUCCGUGUGAACGCUGUGUCUAAAAUGGACAUCAUUGAGUUGAGGCCACUGCAGAUGGUUCAGGAGCACCAAUACGUGGUGGAGAUCACACCACUCGACAUCAAUUACGAUCUCAAGAUCAAUACGAAUAUAGCGAUGAUUAAGUCUCGGCCGCGACUGCUUAACUUCAAACUCAUACUGAACGCUUCACUCGCCUAUCCGGGCAACGAAGUGACCUACUAUUCCGACAUUAAACAGAUACUGAACGCUUCACUCGCCUAUCCGGGCAACGAAGUGACCUACUAUUCCGACAUUAAACAGGUGAAGGAUCUGUCCUAUUCUGGCAAGAUCAUCUACUCGCCAUCCAAAGGCAAACUCAUCACCAUUGAGCACAAGGAAAGUAUUACAAACCCAACACAAGCCAUUUUCGUGAAAUCCGAGGCCAAGAUCCCGUACUCGUGGAAAGCGGACAUCAAAGCGGUGACACUGAAGUCUGGCUGGUCAAAGCCCGAUGUCUUCAAAUACCGGUGCGUUUUGCUCGUCAACGACAAACAGAUGAAUCACGUAAACGUCCAGUACAAUAAGGCUACGGGUGCUCUCCAGGCUCAGGCCACGUACGAGUGCUGGACCGGGCGCUGGACUUGAAGGUAGACAACGUGAUAAACCCGAAAUCAGCCAAUUAUGGUUUCCGUUUGGGUCAGAAGUCAUACAAAUUCAGCGUUAAUCGAGUGCCUUAAGAGUCCAUUUUUCAAACUCGUCUAAGCAGAGAAUUCCCAAUGGACAGAGUUUAAUGUGCGAGUAUCGCGUAAAAAGAAGUCGAGCAUAAAUAUUCUUCGGGCCAAUGGCGGGGCACUCAACGCGUGGAUCGAUCCGUACGGCUUGAAAGAGAAACGUGCUCAGUUGGAUUUUUAAUAACCCAAGUAGAAUUUGGACCACACCGGCAACAUUGUCUACAAUAAAGUGGACUGCAAAUACACGUGGUACUCAAAGACCGGCACAAC